CCGUAGUCUUCUCGUCACGAUUGCGAAAGUCACCCACACAGUACGCGAAUCGGACGACACAGGUUAUCGCCCUGCCACUGCCCUCCAACACCUUACCCUUGCAGCAGUAAGCCAAUAAACCAGUCCUCAAGUGGCCGCAAGACGCCACUUCCGUUUCCUUCCGCAAUGUCUAUGGGAUACGGCGGUGCCGGUGGGGCGAGACCGUCAAUGGGUGCUCAACGCAUGUCACUCGCGCCGCGAGGAGGUCCCGGAGGUGGUGGGAUCGGCGGGAUGGCGGGCGGAUUCGCAGACGGAUUCGGUGGCGGUCGCAUGUCUGACGCGCGCAUGUCUGGGGUUGGGAGGAAUAUGGGGUCAAUGUCGAGGAGGUCAAGCCAGUACGCAGGCCGCCCCUCAACGAUCGGCGGCGCCGUCACCAACAAACCGCUUAAAGACCCACGUCCAAUCCGCGACAAAGCAUGGCAAGCGAACGCCAUCAAAACCGUCAUGCCGUUCCUGCUCGACCGCGGAUUCAACCAGCCGCUGGGGACAAAGAUCCUACAGGCUCCCUCGUUCGCGUUAUAUCAAAGCAUGUUCAAAUUUCUGUACGCGCAGUUGGAUCCGGAUUAUGUGUUUCAGAAGAAGUUCGAGGAGGAGGUGCCCGCGAUCUUGAAUGCGUUAAGAUACCCGUUUGCGGACGCGAUUAAGCCGUCGCAUUUUGGGGCCGUUGGGUCGAUGCACACUUGGCCGACGCUUUUGGCGACGUUGACGUGGAUGGUUGAGUUGAUUGAGUGCUGCGAGAUGAACGACGAAAGGGAAAUGGGCGACGACGUCGAUUUCGCAGACGACUUGGUGCCUGAAAAGAUCUUCUUUGACUUUGUGAAGGAAGCAUACAAGCAGUUCAUGAAGGGAGACGACAACUAUGCGGCCAUGGAUACGCAGCUUAUGGAUAUUUUCGAUCGGAAACAGGAGCAUGAUCUUGUUACUGUGGAGAAGCUUGAGGCAGAGCGUACGGCUUUGGACGAAGAGUGGAAGCAGUUGACUGAAGGCGAGGCGCCUGUCGUAACCCUCGAAAAAGAAGGCAAGCUCCUCCAAUCCGACAAAGAAAAAUUCAAGCAAUACAUCCUGCACGUCGAAUCCAAAAUCCAAAAAUUCCAAGACUCGAUCCUAGCCCUCCAAGAGGAUCUCGACGCAAAAGAAAAGGAAACGGACCAGCUCACCGCGGAGAAAGCCGGCUUGCAGCGGACCGUUGACGCGCAGGAGAUCUCGCCGGCGGAUGUGGAUCGCAUGACGGCGGAGAGGGAGCAGUUGAGCCAGACGUUGGAGAGUGUUGCCCAGAAGAUGGAGGAGGCGAAUACGAACGUGUGGGAGAAGGAGAUUGCGUUGCAGAAGAGGAUGGAUCAGCUUGAGCGCCUCAUACAAGAGUACAACGCCUUUGCAUACAAACUGGGCAUCUUGGGCUCUGACCCUGUUGACGCAGAGCUCGCUGUAGAGCUCGAGCUGCGUGCUCAUGCAUCGCGGCCCGACCAGAUGGUAUCCCUUGAUCUGCGCAACAAAGCUAAGCCCGGCCUAGCGACCCUCCGCACCCGUUUCAACACGCACCUGCACAAAGCCCAAAACGAGUCCAUCGCCUUGCAAGAAACACUCGACAACCUCAACUGGGCGCAUACGCAGAAGAAGGAGGAGUUGUUGGAGAUGGAGGAGAAGAUCCGGAUGUUGGGAGAGCGGUAUCGGGAGGAGCAGGAGCAAAUCGGCAUGGAAAACACGGCAUCAACGGAAGAGAUCCAGCAAUACGAACGCAACCUGCAGCGGAUGAAGAUUGAGUCCAACGGCGCGCUGAUCCAGUCGCAGCAGUUGAUGCAGAAGGCGGUCGUCGAGUACGAACAGGUUUCCCGCCAAACAACAACCACCCGCGAACGCCAACUCAACGACAUGGCCCGCGCCCUCAUCGCCGCGUUCGACUGCCACCAGCACGUGCAUGGCGCGCUGGAGGAGCUGCUCAGGGACGCGGAUGCGGGGUACAAGGCGGCGAGGGAACGCGCGGAGCAGGUGCGGGGCGGACGGGGAGGUGCGGGAGAGGAGGAGAUGGUGGUGGCGUGAGGGGAGAUGGGGUGCGCUGGGCGUGCUGGGUAUCGGGGAGUUUUCGUUCAUGUGCAGGAGCGGAUGGGGAUGUGGAUGGUGAAGAGCUAGAUGCGAACAGUGGGGAUGGGAUAUGGACGUUCAGGCACUAUGGGCGGCCGGUAGCAGAAGUCAUAAUGAUCAGUUGUCAAGACAUUGGAAUAUCAUCCUCCCAACGUUCUCAAAACGAUGACGACGUUUAGUUUCGCUUUUCCGUUUGCCCUUGCGGGGUCCUUGGCAACGUCCCCUUAUCUGUCAUACCAUCAAAUUGCGGAAAGGAAAAGGAAGCCAUAAAGGAAUCAUUUUUCUCAUAAGAUUUUCAA
Fimicolochytrium jonesii is the source of this 2417-nucleotide messenger RNA. RefSeq names its product HEC/Ndc80p family-domain-containing protein. Bases 166 to 2076 code for a protein of 636 amino acids. NCBI's taxonomy places the organism in Eukaryota, Fungi, Chytridiomycota, Chytridiomycetes, Spizellomycetales, Powellomycetaceae. Gene Ontology annotation, cellular component: Ndc80 complex. The record is from RefSeq and is a predicted model, not a curated record. Gene Ontology annotation, biological process: attachment of mitotic spindle microtubules to kinetochore. The transcript is spliced from 9 exons.